AUGUGCAAACGAAUCGAUAUGCACCAGAGUCACGUUGCCGUUUCACCAAAGGACGAUCUUAUAGAAGAAAUUGGAGGAAAAGAACAGUACGAUUUUCUCAUUCUUUCCUUCUGCGAAAAGAUCCAAGAGGAAAGUGAACUGGAGGAAAUCUUCUGUCAUCUUGACACUGAAGUUCUUGCAUCCCGCAUGAAUAGUCUUGUCGAUGUCGCCUUUGCCCUGACAGAGUCUCGAUGUCAAGACGAAAAGUUGCGAAACGAUGUCCUCCUCAAGAACUACUCGCUCCUCGAACUGGGAUUAUAUGCCAGCCAUUUUGAGAUCUUGCAACAAAUGUUUGAAGCCGCCCUUCAUGAAUCCUGGAUCGAAGCUGAAGCCUUUGAUCGAUGCAAGACACGCUUCGAAAUGCUGCGCAACAUUAUUGCAGAAGAUGGUGUUGGUAUGGAAGAAAUCGCUCUAUCCCAUCGAGUCGCUGAAGUCCGGAUCCUAGCUGCCAAGAGUGCUUGA
Cylindrotheca closterium is the source of this 501-nucleotide messenger RNA. Lineage: Eukaryota; Bacillariophyta; Bacillariophyceae; Bacillariales; Bacillariaceae. The record is from the annotation of a GenBank genome assembly.